Messenger RNA from Chironomus riparius, 1610 nucleotides. The record is from the annotation of a GenBank genome assembly. NCBI's taxonomy places the organism in Eukaryota, Metazoa, Arthropoda, Insecta, Diptera, Chironomidae.
CAAGGAAAAUAAUGAAUUCAAGUGUGGCAAGUGAAAUAAAAUUUAUAGUCGCAUAGAAUACUUAAUUAAGCAUAUAUUUAAAUUAGUGCGGUCGCAUAAGGAAUAAGACUAAUAUUAGUGUAAUAAAUACCACAAAUGAUGUCGCAUAAAUGAACAUGGCAAUCAUUAAGUCGUGCUGUUUUUGGAAAUCAUUAAGAAAAGGCUGUUUCGCUAGUGCAAUAUAUACUCUUAUAUACUUUUUGGGAGCAUGUUUCACAUUUUCAUUAUAUCUCUACGAUGAGCGCGAUUAUCUAACAGGAAAAGUCGACAAACCAAUAAGCAUAAGCUUCUUAGGAGCGCCUUCGUUUAACUUAUGGUUCAGUAUGAUAUUCUUAGGAUGCUCCAUCCUCGGAGUCAUCUCAUCUAUUUUACUCAUCAUUGGAUUACGUAAAGAUCAACGUGAAUUUUUAGCACCAUUUAUCAUCAUCAUGUCACUGGAUUUAUUCAUAGAAUUCUUACAUUUUGUCAUUCUUAUGAUAUUUGGUGACUCAAAGUUUGAUCCACUGACGGGAACAUUGUUUACUGUAGAUUUCUUUGUGUCAUGUCUUAAUAUGUAUUGUCUCGUGUGUGUCAUUUCACAAUAUCAAGAGUACAAAGAAUAUCGAUGUGCAAAUCACUUUAUCAUUAACAAUAGAACGCCUCAUUGUACAACGCCUGAGAAAUCAUGCAUAGUCCUACAUCAAUCAAAAACAAGUCCGAUGAAUAAUGGACAUACGAACAUAACAAUCGUUCAGGAGUCUCAUUUGAAUGGAAGUGCAAAUAUUGGUGUUUUGACAAAGUCACCCUUUCAACGUAGAAAGAAUAGAAGUUUGUUGAAAAAGCAAGUUAAAUUUACAGAUGAUUUGAAAUGCACUCCGGAUAUACUGACAACGAUAGUCAACGAUAAUAAGGAUGAGUGUGAGAAAAUCUCAUUGCAUUGUAAUUAUAAUCAUGACGAUGAAGACGAUUUUGAUGACGAUCGUCUUGUGACGAUGCAUGAUGAUAAAGACAAAAUGAAAGCACAGCUCGAGGAAAGAAUUUAAGCAGAAAUCCCUAAAGACGAUUUUAAUACCCUUUUGAAGAUUAUCAUCAGCAUCGGAAGUUCAUGGAGAAAAAAAGUUCCCGAAGAACAAUAGCAAUCAACUUGCAGACACAUUGAAAACUUUAAGCAGCAAUUAUUUGAUGACCAAAAGAAUUAAAAAAAUGUGCAAAAAUAUUUAUAUUCAUAUGGUUUGGAACCUCAAAAUUAAUAACGUAAUUAGAGUUAUUUGGAAAGGAUGGAAUGAAAAAAAAAUUUAAUUUAUCUCCACUCCAGUGAUAAAUUACGACUUUUCUGGGGAUAAAUUAUGAAGUGAGAAAAGUUGGAAACAGAAAUAAAAUAUUAAUUGCAAUUAUAAAGUGUAAGGGUGGGUGUUGUGAGAAAUUACUAAUGAAGUGCAUAAGUUGCUGACAAAUCAGCUUGUUCAAGUACAUAAAUUCACAACAACAUCCCAACUCCCUUCAAAAACCAACUCACACAAAGGAAAUAAAAUAAAAAACUUAAUUUUAAGUGUUAAAAAGAAGAAUUUUGUGAGAAAAAAAAAACUCAGACA